CUGAUCCAGGUAAACAAGAGGCCUCCUUCCUCGCCUGGUCACUGCCGCUAUGAUCCUCUAUUUUAUCACAUUUUAGGCCGACAAAAGCAGGUUUCGCCUCACGCUGACGGGGAAAACAUCGUCCUGCAACUACAGAAACGUCGACUUGUUAAUCUGACGUCUUGAAAGAGCAGGAGCAGCAAUGAUCAACAGUAAAGAACCAGUGAAUAAUGGGAGCAACAGUACGGGCUCACCAGAGGUGACCUCUAAUACCCCGUCUCGCUCCACUUGGCCGCCAACUCCCACCAGCACGACAAACAGCACCGCCACACUCUCAGAGCACACCAUGCUUUCUCCUGCUCAAGAAAAUUUUGACACAUACUUUGCUGAUGAGAAGAUUCUUAUUCCCGAGUCUGAAAAUAAAUUAUUCAGUUUCCGAAAGCUUUGGGCAUUUACUGGUCCUGGAUUUCUGAUGAGUAUUUUUGCCUAUCUUAAUCCUGGAAAUAUAGAUUCAGACCUACAGUCGGGAGCUGUCCUGGAAAAAAAACUUCUUUGGGUUCUGAUGUGGGCAACUGUACUUGGUCUAGUGAUGCAGCGUCUCUCAGCUCGUCUGGGUACAGUGACUGGCUUACACUUGGCUGAGGUUUGCUACCGCUGUUAUCCACGUGUUCCUCGCCUUAUGGUUUGGAUCAUGAUAGAAAUUGCCAUCAUUGGGUCUGAUAUGCAAGAAGUGAUAGGAACCUCCAUUGCUCUUUAUCUGCUGUCAAAUGAGGCAAUUCCUCUGUGGGGUGGAGUGCUGAUCACCAUUGCAGACACCUUCACGUUUUUAGCCCUGGAUCGCUAUGGCCUACGCAAGCUGGAAGCCUUCUUUGGCUUUCUCAUUCUUGUAAUGGCUGUUACGUUUGGCUAUGAGUAUGGGGUUGCCAAGCCAGAUCAGCUACAGGUACUGAAAGGCUUGUUUGUCCCUGGCUGUUCCAAGUGUGACAUUAGUGCCCUACUCAAGGCAGUAGGCAUUGUGGGAGCUGUCAUAAUGCCUCAUAACCUCUACCUACAUUCUGCUCUUGUAAAGUCUCGAGAUGUGGACCGCAAAAAGAAAGAUGAUGUGAAGGAAGCCAACAGAUACUUCUUCAUUGAAGCCUGCAUUGCUCUCCUGUGUUCGUUUAUCAUUAAUGUAUUUGUAGUAGCAGUGUUUGCCAAGGGAAUGUAUGGUGUCACCAAUCAAGAAGUGUAUGACAGAUGUGUAGCUGCUAACAACACCCAUGGUAAAAUAUUCCCAGAAAAUAAUGAUCCAGUAGUUGCUGAUAUCUAUAAGGCUGGGGUGUUCCUUGGGUGCACAUUCGGGGCAGCAUGUAUGUAUAUCUGGGCUGUAGGAAUUUUGGCUGCUGGUCAGAGCUCAACCAUGACUGGAACAUAUGUUGGACAGUUUGCAAUGGAGGGCUUCCUGAACCUCCGGUGGAAACGCUGGCAACGAGUUCUUCUCACACGUACUAUUGCCAUUACUCCAACUUUCUUUAUUGCAUUUUAUCAGAACAUCACCGACCUUACUGGGAUGAACGACCUUCUGAAUGCUGUUAUGUCACUUCAGCUGCCCUUCGCUCUCAUACCAACUCUGACAUUUACCUCAUCACAACGUAUCAUGGGAGAUUUUAAAAAUGGAUUAUUCACCAAUAUUAUAGCUUCCCUCUUGUCACUGGUAGUGAUCGGUAUUAAUAUAUGGUUCGUGAUAGAUUUCUUGGGCACAAUUCUCAAUGGGCAAUGGUGGGCUUACCUUCUGGUGUGUGUGUGCGCGAUCCUUUACUUUAGUCUCAUCGUCUACCUGACGUUGUUCCUCGUGGUAGCAUUUGGUUUUCACUUCUGUUGCAGCUUACCGUUCAUAUCCCAGCAUCUGAGUACAGCAACAUAUCAGCUCAGUGUUGGAGAUGACACGACAAAUCUAAAUAGAGCUAUCAAACAGAGGAACCCUCUUAAUGACUCUGGGCUGGAUACAAAUAGUGACUCUUUGGAUGCUGCACGGACAAACCAUCUGCAUUAUAACUCUAUUGACACGGAGAUGUAAAUCUGCAUGGCACGAAAGUUGAUGAUGGCUUCGUACUAAUGGGCUGAGCAUGAAUUUGUGGUUUGGCUAUUAGUGUUUCUCUUAAUAAUUCAACAGUUAUAUCUCAUUUUAUCUGUAGAAAUCUGAGGUCAUGGCUUAAUGUGGGCUUUGUACUAAUUUGUAGAGCCUGAGGUCAUGGCAUGAUUAGUGUGACCCUUUUAUCAAUCUUCAAACACAAGCUACUGACAAUGCAUGUUUAUAACAGCUUUAAAUCUUAAUUUAUGACUUUGUAUUAUUUAACACUGAUUCUCUUCUCAGCUAUUACUAUGUGGAAUCAGUGCAUAGGAGAUGCUCUUUUUAUUGUAGGCACCUAGUAUUUUAUUAAAUUUCAUUACAUUUAUUUUUUUUUUUAUGUUUGGCCAGUUAGUGCCCAAAUUUAAAGCCAUUUUGUCCAUGUCUCUUUUUCAAAUAUCUUGAUUGCAUAAAGAAAAGGUCUGUGUACACAUCUUUUGCUAUAUCCAAUGUUCUGACCAUGUCACUAAUUUCUGUGAAACAUGAAAAUCUUCUGAUGACUUUAUUCAUUUGUUAAAUAAGCUUAGUGUUCAUAAAUUUGUAAUAGUUGUUUAAGGCUAUAGUAACUAAUUUUACAUGAAUUUCAAUAUAACUUAAUGUUUCUCACAGAUCUCAAGACAUCAGCAUGGAACUUAAUCAUUAAAAUCUCUAAGUCAGGUGGAAUACUCUUCACUGAAAUUUCUUUAUUUUCAAGUCAUAACAAUAUCUGAUUUUUUGAGAACCUUUUUUUUUAGCAGUAUUCAGUACUUCAUAAUAUGCUACUGUAAAUUUAGAUAAAUUUUAUUAUAAUACAGCAAUAUUGUAAUUAUAAUAUAGGAUUACAUUUAUUCCUUAAAGGAAGCAUAUCUAUACAGAUAUAUUGACAUGCUUAAAUAACUGUAUUGUGUAUUGUAUAUUGUGUAUUGACAUGCUUCUUUAAAGGUUUAGUGUCAAGUGUACUACUUCCAAAGGGUACCUUUUUUUCAUGAUGUACACUUGAUUUUGGGUAACCUUUCUGUCCAGUAUAUUGUUUCUUGUUAGUAUACAUGUUCUGUCCAGUGUGCUGCUAGCUUUGGGUACCAUUUCUAAUAUGCUAUACACUGUGGAUACUCUUUUUUUGUUUGUUGUGAUGUAUAUUAAGGGUACUCUUCCUGUUGCUAGACAUGUUUAGAAUGAGUGCCAGAAGGUAUUCUUAGUCUUGUGUUGCACCUAAAUGAAGUUCAGUAGUUGGGGAUUUAGUGGGUAUGGAAGAAGUACAUAAACCAAUGAUCUUCCCUUUACAGAAGUUUGGUAUUAAACUAUUAUCAGAGUAUAACUUUGGGUAUAGUGUGACAUAAUAAUCUUGAUUCGAAAGAGAAAUGCAAGCUCAAAUUAGUUAGGUGCUUUAUUACUCGCUUAAAAAUAAUAUGCUGCACAUUUUUUUCUCUGUGAUAACUAAUUAGUCUCUGUAUUUGUAAUGAAUAGCAUUAAAAAGGGAAUAAUUUUAGUGUAAAAUGAUCAAAUAAUGGAAUUAAACAUGUAAGUAAAGGAAGAUUGCUAAGGAAGGUUCACUUUGUUGCUGGUUCUUUUGAAUUUUAAAUGGGAUUUAGCAAAUUAUUGGAAACCAAAAACUUACUUUUUAGUCUUCCAGUAUAACACAAAAGGAGAUCACUGAAGACAAACAAGGUUAUCUGAAUGCCUAAUUGUAUUUACUGCACUGGUUCUGACAAUUUUUUUUUUAAAUAACAAAAAGGCACAAUACCGUGACUGGAACGAUACACAAAUAACCCGCACAUAAAAGAGAGAAGCUCUUUUAUGUGCGGCUCGUCGUAAGCUUCUCUCUUUUAUGUGCGGGUUAUUUGUGUAUUGUGAAUUUUUUUUUGUCUUGUAUGUCUAAUAUCAAACAUUUACAGAGAAAUCUUAAGAUUUUUUGUUUUUGUUAAAUCUCCAAAAUUCAUGUAGCAGCAAGCCUUAUAUUGUUGUGUGUGUGUG
Molecule: messenger RNA, 4036 nt
Organism: Cherax quadricarinatus
Lineage: Eukaryota; Metazoa; Arthropoda; Malacostraca; Decapoda; Parastacidae
Source: RefSeq, a predicted model, not a curated record